AUGACCAGGUCUGCUGGACAGUCCCAAUUAGAGCUUCCUGACCCUGAGAUAGAAAGAACACUCCACGCACGCAAAAGGCUCAACCGAGCUAAUAGCGUGCACUCCGGUAACAUUGAUUCUAACACUAUCUCUGACUCUGAGUCUGACUAUUUCCAUACUUUAUUUAAUUCUGAUUCUGAACUUGAACAUCAAAACAUGGCUGCUGAACAAACAUUGAGGCAGCUUGCUGCUCCUGAUGUUAAUUACAAUGGUUUGUGUAUUGAAUAUGCUGAAGUUGAUGUACCUUUUGAACUAAAAUCUGGUUUAAUACACUUGUUGCCAAGGUUUAAUGGUCUUGCAGGUGAGGACCCGCACAAGCAUCUAAAGGAAUUUCAGGUUGUGUGCUCCACACCAUUGAGGCCCGAAGGUAUCACGGAAGACCACGUCAAGUUGAGAGCCUUUCCAUUCUCGUUACAAGGUGCUGCUAAAGACUGGCUCUACUACCUUGAGCCAAAUUCUGUUUCAACUUGGAAUGAUCUGAAGAAGGUCUUUCUAGAGAGAUACUUUCCCGCUUCUAGAGCAGCAUCAAUCAGAAAAGAAAUAUGCGGGUUGCUACCAAUGGAUCGAAACAUUUUGGAUGCUGCAAGUGGUGGAGCACUUGUUGAUAAAACUCCAGCUGCUGCAAAGGCCUUGAUCGAGAACAUGUCACUCAACUCGCAACAAUUUACAACCAGAAAUAAUUCUGCAAGUGUGAAUGAGAUUCAGUCUUCCUCCAUCAAGGCGCUCGAAACCAAGUUUGAUGCUAGAAUUGAUGAACUCACCACCUUGGUGAAAAAGUUGGCAGUUAGCAAAGCUCAACCAGCAAAAGUAUGUGGCAUUUGUACUUCUUCUGAGCACCCGACUGAUACAUGCCCCAUUCUACAAGAUGAAACAAUAACUGAGCUUCCUCAAGCAUAUGCAGCAGCAGCAGCCCUUUACAAUCAAAACAGGUACAACAAUCCUGACCUCUCCACCAACAAAUAUCACCCUAGUUGGAGGAAUCAUCCAAACCUCCGAUAUGGGAAUCAGUCACAAGCUGCAGCCCCUGCUGCCCCACCAGCCACUUCCUCACUGGAAGACCUUGUCAAGCAACUGGCACAACGAACAGAUGCUAGCAUUCAGAACCUGACAACGCAGAUGGGACAAAUGGCCAAUGCAAUAGGCCAACUACAAGCUCAAGGCUCCGGUAACCUUCCUGCACAAUCAGUUCCGAACCCAAAUGGGAAUGUGAGUGCAAUUACUUUGCGAUCCGGAAGAGUGACCGAACCAGCUCCAGCUCCAGAGAAAAGAAAAAAAACCAGUGCACCAUCAUCUGUUCCUGAACCUUCUGCGACCGCUGAGACCGCUGAGACUGAAAAAUCAUAUGUACCACCAAUCCCUUUUCCUCAAAGGGUGCAGAAAAAUAAAAAGAACAAGGCGGAGGAAGACAAGGAGAUUCUUGAUGUAUUCAGCAAAGUAGCAGUCAAUAUUCCUCUCCUUGAUGUGAUCAAGCAGAUUCCGAAAUAUGCAAAAUUCUUGAAGGAUUUGUGCACAAACAAGAGGAAAGUGAAAGGAAAUGAGAGAGUUAAUCUGGGCCGAAAUGUUUCAGCCCUCAUUGAGUCUAAUGCUGCACUCGAACCUGUGCCUGAGAAAGCUAAUGUUUCAACCCUCAAUCAGGCCAUGCCACAGAAAUGCAAGGAUCCAGGGACUUUUUCAAUUCCAUCAUACAAGUCUUACGAUUCAGCUGGCAAACAGGAGCAAUGCUUGCCCUGUUGGAGUGGUGGAGGAUGUGCUAGUUCAAGUUAA
Trifolium pratense (red clover) is the source of this 1803-nucleotide messenger RNA. RefSeq lists its product as uncharacterized. The record is from RefSeq and is a predicted model, not a curated record. The transcript is spliced from 3 exons. The coding region runs from base 1 to 1803 and encodes 600 amino acids. Lineage: Eukaryota; Viridiplantae; Streptophyta; Magnoliopsida; Fabales; Fabaceae.